Molecule: messenger RNA, 2876 nt
Organism: Anopheles coluzzii
Lineage: Eukaryota; Metazoa; Arthropoda; Insecta; Diptera; Culicidae
Product: fatty-acid amide hydrolase 2-A
Exons: 6
Coding region: 1098-2816 (572 amino acids)
Source: RefSeq, a predicted model, not a curated record
CCGGUAAUAGCAAUUACCCAAAUGGUGGCUGAUGAGCAAAUUAAUAAAUCAUUAUAAUUAACGAUGUCAUCCGAUAGAACUGUAUCAGCAAUCACUUGAGCUACUUUAUAUUUUGAUGAGCAACAAGCAAAAGGACUAGAAUUGAUUGCAAUAUUUUACAAAAUAAUUAACGGUGCACGUUUAUAAAAUAAUUCUUCCAAAUUUGCACACUCAAUUUGAAAGUAUUCAGUAUUCAGCAUUCAAAAUUCAAGAAUUAUUUGUGAAGCAGCUUUUGGAAUUGAUAGCUAGCAUAAAUGAAGAAUUCUGAAAGGAAACAAUAUUCAGAAACACCCUGUUUACGGAGGAGCAAUGUAGAAGAUCAUAUGUUUCAAGUUGAAAGUGAAUGGUUAAAAAGCAACCAGUGUAGUUCCACAUUAUGCACAGACAUCGCCAAAUGUGGAGAUCAUCAAAAAACUUGCAUACAUUCCCGUUAAAUUGAAUGCAUAUCGAAACGCACCACGCCGAAAGGGAUGGUAACAUGAGCAACACACUUUUCCACGCACACGGAUGGAAGUCAGAUUGUGCUCGUGUUGGUAGGACAGCCAGACAAAGGCAAAACUGGCAUUCACACGCCAGCGACUGGGCGACUUUAGGGUCGAGACUCUUUAUAUUUACACUUUUCUUCCCCCAUUUUACCCAACCACCGACACCAAGAAGUAGUAUGUGUGUGAUGGUGUAUGGGAAGUUGAUGUUCCGCUUUGACGAUGCACGAACAGAGCGACGGUGGUAUCGGUUUUGUGCCACUUUUCCAGUGGACAAACCGGGCGGUGGUACACACACUCUCUUUCCUCCUGCAGUUCGCAAACUGCCGAUGCCGGCGGUUAAUUGUGUCGUUGCAAUCGCUUGGCUGCUAUUAUUAGCCCCCGCAAGAGACAGAGAGAGAGCAAGUGAAUGUGACCGAAAGACAUUCGGUCACAGUGUGGAAGGGCCAAUCGGCUGCUUGAAGUGAUUGUUUCGCUUCGGUUUGCGUUGGAAGACGUGCAGAGUGCAACUUGUUGCCUAAGAAAUUAUUCUUUUCGAUUUAUCUUUUCCAACCCACGACGACGACCGACCCACCUAUGAGAGGGGAGGCCGACAAGCUAAAGCACAAGGCCAAGAACUUCCUUCGCACGCUGGGCGCAUGCGGAGCCGGUAGUGCAACGCCGAGCCACGCCAAAAGGAUGGACGCGCAGACGAAGCAGAACCUGCUGGAGCGGCGCAAGGCACGCUCGCUGCUGAAAACGGUCAUCAACGUGGGGCACAAGUUUCUCGUCCUGCUCGUCCGAUGGUUGUCGCGCACGAUCUACGGCGAGCACGGCAAGCGGAUGCCACCGAUCACCAACCUCAUACUGAUGGAGUCGGCCACCUCGCUCGCGACCAAAAUUCGCACACGCAAGCUUACAAGCGUGGAAGUAACGCAAGCCUUCAUUGACCGGUGCCGGGAGGUGAACCCGCUGCUCAACUGUGUCGUGGACGAGCGGUUCGAGGCGGCCCUGAAGGAUGCCGAGCGGGCCGACAAGCUGAUCGCUUCCGGCACGAUGACCGUCGAGCAGCUGGAGCGCGAAAAACCGUUCCUCGGCGUACCGAUCUCGACCAAGGACUGCAUACGGGUGGAAGGUCUGCUGCACACGUCCGGCAUCUGGAACCGGCGGAACAUACGCGGCGACAAGGACGCGCGGGCAAUGGAGCUGAUGCGGCGUGCCGGUGCCAUACCCUUUGCUCUCACGAACGUGUCCGAGUGUUGCAUGUGGUGGGAAAGCGUCAACACCAUUCACGGCCGCUCGCGAAACCCUUACGAUGCGAAUCGUAUCGUCGGUGGAUCGAGCGGUGGCGAGGGAUGCAUACAGGCGGCGGCCGCUUCUCCGUUCGGGCUCGGGUCCGACAUCGGUGGUUCGAUACGCAUGCCCGCCUUCUUCAACGGCAUCUUUGGCCAUAAGCCGACCAAGUUUGUCGUCUCGAACGAGGGCCAGUACCCGGUGGCGCUGUCGGAGGAGCAAAACUCAUUCCUAGGCAUCGGUCCAAUGUGUCGCUACGCAACCGAUUUGAAGCCGAUGCUGCGCAUCAUUGCGGACGAGAACGCACCGAAGCUGCGCCUGGACGAGCCGGUCGAUCUGAAGCAGGUGAAGUUCUUCUACCAAAUCAACGACGGUGGCGCCCACCUGGUCUCGCCCGUCGAUCUGGACAUACGGGACGCAAUGGAGAAGGUGAUGGCACACUUCCGCGCGACGGUCAAGGCGGAGGUGAAGAAGGUGUACCUGGACAAGCUGCGCAAGUCGGCCCCGAUGUGGCUGGCGAACAUGAAAACCCCGUCCAAGGUGGGCUUCGACUCGCAGCUCGCCAAUCUCGAGGGCGCCAUCAAUCCCUGGCUCGAGCUGGCCAAGUGGCCGCUGCGCAUGUCGAACCACACGCUGAUCGGCAUACUGACCGCGCUGACCGAGCGGGGAGGGGUCAAGUACGGCUCGGCCGAGUACCACCACUACGUGCAGCAGAAGCAGGAGCUGGUGAGCGAGUUCCGCGACAUGCUCGGCGAGAAUGGGGUGUUUAUCUAUCCGACCCACCCGACGGUAGCGCCGUACCACAACGAGCCGCUGAUCCGGGCGCUUAACUUUAGCUACACCGCCAUCAUUAACGUGCUGGGGCUGCCGGCCACGGCCGUACCGCUCGGGCUGGGCCGCGAGGGGCUGCCGGUGGGGCUGCAGGUGGUGGCGGGCGUCAACCAGGACCGGCUGUGUUUGGCGGUCGCCUGCGAACUGGAACGUGCCUUCGGCGGGUGGGUAGCGCCGGAGGUGAAAGCGUAGACUGUGUAUUUCUUUACAUACUUAAGGAAAUCUAUUGCAAUUUAAACAUACAAAACAAAA